This is a messenger RNA of Notodromas monacha, 948 nucleotides long. Lineage: Eukaryota; Metazoa; Arthropoda; Ostracoda; Podocopida; Cyprididae. The record is from the annotation of a GenBank genome assembly.
AUGUGUUCCUUGGAGGAAGUGCUUGAUUUCGACGCGCAAGGAGAUUAUCUCGAUUUAGACGAUAUUAUCGUCAGCAACGCGGUUAUACCGUGUAUCACGGAGGUGCGAUUGGAAAAGGUUAACUUUUUGGACAAGUCGGGUGUGGCGGAUUUUAUUGAGCCGAAAACUAAGCUCGACCUGCCGUGUUGGAUGGUUGAGAAUUUUGCCAUCAAGAAAAAGUUCGUGUGCACUGCGCUUGUGCCGAAAGGUUACCAGACUGCGGAACGGAAUGUCUUGGAUGCCGAUGCCACCGUCGUUUCGUUGCCGCACAUUCGACCUUAUUUCUACGAGUUCGGAGUUCAUCUGCUUCGUUUGAACAUCAGAGAUGCUGAAGCGAUCGGUGCUUCCAUCAUCACAACGUUUAGAUCUCGUUUUCCGUUGAUAAGAAAAUUGGCAUUCGGGACCGGUUCAGAGAGUCAGUUCGUCGAAAAGCUGUUGAGAAAAUUGGACGACAGCGAAUUCCAGUUGGCGAAGCUCAUAGGAGAAAGUGCAGAAGAGCAUGCGAGGUGCAGAGACAGGAAGCGACCGAAUAAUCCGAACAAACUCAUGGCUGCGUACCUGAGAUCCAAACGCAGUAACGUGAAAGCAGUUUCUUCGUAAUUAUUAUUUUCAAUAGUGUGUGUAUAUUGCAUACGACGAUGUCGUCGGAGUCUCAAAUUCAACGAUUUUUCGCUCGCAAUCAGCCUUAAGUUUUGAAACGGGAUUUCAUUCGUUCUGCACAGUCCUGCCUGUAUUACGUUAUAUUGGCUGUCGAAGACCAGUCGAAGACGCGUGAUAUGAAUGAGAUUGUUUUCAAUAUUCAUGCAUUUUUGUACGCUCUUUUUUUUUCUACGAUGAAGUGCGAAAAUUGUGACGAGAUGAUGGAUGUGUGCGUGUUUGGCGUAAUAAAUGAUUGUGAUCCAGUUUGAA